UUAGCACUCGAAUGUUUGUUUUAUACGAAACCAGUUGUCGAGCGAACUUGGAAGUGGGUGGACGUGUGAACUGUAGACGCGGUGAUCGUUAAAUUGAUUUUUUGUUGCUCCACAAGCAGAUUGAGAGAGUAAUUUGAGCAGUUGAAACGUUUGACGUGACGUGAGAAAGAGUGGUGGUAAAGUAUUCUGAAGGUGAAGAAAAGUGUACAACGGCUAGACAAGCUCGGAACGAGUGGAUGAAGUUUUUCUGACGAGGUGUUUGGAGCUGGUUCGUGUAGAGUUCAGCGAAAAUAACAUUGCGUGACUUGUAAAGUGAAGCCCAAAUAGUGUCAGUAUUGAAUGGGAAAGUGGUUAGUGUUGGCUUCGCAUUAGGAUUACACCAUUGAACCUGUGUGUUAUUUCGAAUUUAAACAAGUGAUUAGAGUGCAAGGAGGAGAAGGAGAGAAAUCAAAAACUCAGUAAUCAUGACAGAACUAAUGGAUUUAAGAAUGCAUCAUCAUUUGGCACUGCAGACGGAGAUCUAUCGGCAGCGGAUGCUACAGGGCUUACCAGAUCCCUAUCCGACGAUGCUGCCUGUGCCACCGCCAAGGCCUCUGAUGUUGCCACCUCGCUUCCCAUUGCCUUCGGAAGUUGAUAUCAAGCUGCAGAACAAAGAACUGUGGAGUCAGUUCCAUCGUAUCGGAACCGAGAUGAUCAUUACUAAGAGUGGAAGACGUAUGUUUCCUUCUAUGCGCCUGUCGAUCAACGGUCUCGAAGCGGAUGAAAACUACUGCGUACUGAUUGAGAUGAUUCCCAUCAGCGAUUGCCGCUUUAAAUUCAGUGGAUCCCAGUGGGUACCGGCCGGUGGCGCUGAACCACAGAGCCCCCAACGGAUGUAUCUACACCCUGAUAGCCCUGCUCUCGGCUCUCAUUGGACAUCGCAACCCGUUGUUUUCAAUAAAGUCAAGUUGACCAACAACACACUGGAUAGUAAUGGACAUAUUGUUCUUACCAGCAUGCAUAAGUACCAGCCCCGCAUUCACAUCAUUAAAACGUCGGAUCCUUCGCAGAUCCCAUGGUCACCACAGUCGGCCUUCACUUUCCCGGAGACCGAAUUCGUCGCCGUUACUGCUUAUCAGAACGAUCGUAUCACCAAGCUGAAAAUCGACCACAACCCCUUCGCGAAGGGUUUCCGAGAAACCGGUCAGUCUCGCUGCAAGCGAAAAGCCGGCCUCAUGAACACAUCACGCUCGGCCGAAGACUCCGAAGAAUCCGGAGGCGAGUGUGGACCCGAACCGAAACGCCAACGAACCGACAGUGCCUCACUGGACGACAGUGACAUUUCCGUGAGUGAUAGCUCCAGCAGUGGUACAAGCUCCCCGGUUAACGUCGACGAUCUGCACCAUCGGGUUCCCUGUGCACCGCACGAAGACUUCCUCCGGACGGCGCAUCCCUACCAACAGAUGCUGAACCCUGCCAUGGCCGCAGCCGCUGGCUGGAUGGACCUCAUGCUACCGUACUUCCAGCAGCCUCACCAUUCCCAUCCCCAAGCCAGUCAUCCUCUACAGCAUUUCAAACGCGAUUUCAACUCCCUGCCAACCCUACCAGUGUCUCACAAAUCCCUUGAGCGAUCCGUCGAAGCCACCAGCAAGAAACUCGGCUUCAGCAUAUCCGCUAUCCUCGGGUAUGAUCGGUAAGCCCGCCGACUUCUCUCUGUCUCUCGCUCGUAAAAGGUGCUAAUCACUCCGCCGCACCCAAGCGCGAACCACGAGGGAAUCUGGGGAGCCCAAUUGAUGAGACUGUGUACGCGCCAAGGAAGUCGCAAGAAAGCAAAUCACAAAACUCAAAGCAAGAUGAAAGAAAAACGGGUGUAAAUUAGUUCCUCACACAUUCACACCUGGAUGCGAUCGAGCAUACGCGUCUUACAACGCACCAUCGCCAUCUCCGUCGAUCGAGUGCUGUAGUUCUCUGGGAAUAAAUGCAUUCAAAUCCCUCCGGACGGAACUGGUCCUAAGAGCUUCGGCGAUGGCUGAGCAAACAGCGCGGACCGACGGUUCAUGAUUCUUCGUCCGGCACCCGAACGGGGAGAUGCAACGUGAAAGAAUAAUUCCAUUUAUGAGUGGCCAAAGCCAAGAAUCGGUGCCAUUGUAGCGCUUGUCGUCUGACUGGAGCGCAGCCAGCAGCGCCGGGAAGGUGAUGAAUGUGUAUUUUUAGUUUAGCUAUCUCUCUCUGUUCAUUCUCCGUACGAGCUCUGCUUUUCAGUUCGUUUUUGUAUGUUUAUGUAGCGUGUGCAAUUAUGAGCGAGGACAAACAAAACUUGGAAAGAUGCUAGAAGAUUAGAAAGAUUUCUCAAAAGUGUGCAAGAUGAAUAACGUUUAGGUUCUUUUUUUUAGAUUUGCUGAAGAAAACCAUAAUUGUUAAUUAUUUGUAGGGACGAGAUGGAAAGCCGAAAGUCAAGAGAGUACUGCUUAUUGUAGGUAGAUGCAUUUGUAGAUAUUUUUUAGUUGAAUAAGCAUAGAGUGCGAUUUUUAGGGAAGAAAUAGGUUCUCCGACAUAAUCUCAUUUAGCUUUAUCGUAGCAGAAAAUCACCUCAAAGAAAACUGUGCGAUUUUGUAAAUUAUUGUUUAUUAUAUGUAAGCGCCGAAGACAAAGAGACUGUAAUUGAAAAUAAAUAAGUAAGAAUUAUAUAAA
Molecule: messenger RNA, 2670 nt
Organism: Armigeres subalbatus
Lineage: Eukaryota; Metazoa; Arthropoda; Insecta; Diptera; Culicidae
Product: T-box-containing protein TBX6L-like
Exons: 5
Coding region: 465-1676 (403 amino acids)
Biological process (GO): cell fate specification; positive regulation of DNA-templated transcription; heart development
Cellular component (GO): nucleus
Molecular function (GO): DNA-binding transcription factor activity, RNA polymerase II-specific; RNA polymerase II cis-regulatory region sequence-specific DNA binding
Source: RefSeq, a predicted model, not a curated record